AUGUGUAUUUGGAAUUGUUUACGUGUGUGUGACUUUGUGCCAUGGAACUUGGAGAGCUUUGGCCAUGGAACUUAUGUUGGCAAAGUUCUUCACGUUCUCCUGGCGCUGGUCAAUCAGCGCAGUGCUGCUGCUGCUUAUCUCAUGCCUGACCUCAUUCGUCUCCUUGAUCCGAAUGGAGAAGGAAAAGUGACUUGGUCUGUCAGUGAUGAUACACUGUGGGCAAAGUUUAGUAAAGUUAAACUACAAAGUGUGAGUGAUCAGCAAGUUACAAAGCUGAAAAGUAGUGGUGUAUUCGGCGUUGUGAAUAAAUCGAGAAAUACGACAAAGGACAUGGCGACUCCUUUACAACAUUUUAUGAAAGUGAAGGAGAUGAACGCCAUGCAUCCGAAGAAUUUGGUAGAGUGUAAUAAUGCUGGUGAUCCUCCCGUACUUCCUCCUGUUCAAGCGCAAUCAUCAUCAUGCACUUCUGUGAAGUUGACACCAAAUGAAAUCGAGAAGUACAGGAAUGAUUUCUGGGAGAAGCUACUACAACUUGAAGCAGAAGGUGUAAUGGAGGAAUUGCCUUACAUAACAGAACUACACAUUGAGGAACCUGAGGAAGUUGUCAAAAGGUACAAGGUGGAUCUUUCUGUAAUGCACGGAAACCGACUCCCACUUUUGCUGACUUCAUUGAAAGGAAGAACGUGGUUCCCAGGGAUAAUGGAUCUUUCUGUAAUGCACGGAAACCAACUCCCACUUUUGCUGACUUCAUUGAAAGGAAGAACGUGGUUCCCAGGGAUAACGUCACCAUUCUACUUCUUGGGAGCCAGGGGUACAGCAUUUGCCAUGCAUUCUGAAGACAUGGACUUGGUUUUGAUAAACCUAAGCCUCGGAGGUUACCCAAAAAUUUGGUACGGGAUUCCAAUGGAACACUUGGCGCAGUACAAAGCAGUACUGAAACUUCAUCUUGGUGCAGGUGCUUGUGAUGUGCCAGCAAGACACAAGCACUUCUUAUUUGCGGAGGGUUUCCUGCACAAAUACGGGAUCAAACCUGUAAUUGCUGUCCAGGAACCUUGGGAAAUGAUAGUAACAUUUCCUAAGGGACAUCAUGGUGGCUUCAACACAGGUUUCAACUGGAAUGUUGCCGUAAACUUUGCCCCUGAAUUUUGGAUUGAUUAUGGAAUAGCAGCUGUGAACUGCUCUUGUGACAUGACACAGCCCGACGUCUCAGAGGCUGCAACCCUCCUCUAUGAGCAGGGCCAAACUACAUUUCACGAACUCGCGGCCAGUCUCCGGGCCCAGUUCAACAAAUCGCGUUUUGAUUACCUUCAACGUUUCCAAUCUCUGGUUCCGCACGCCAAUGAAACAUACGUGAAUUACGGUUGCCGACUCCGCGAAGCAUACCUGAAAUACCUACCCGCUCCACCUGGGAAUCUCCCCGCACAAGAAGCGCUCAUCACGCACGCGCUUAUCGGCCAAUUCCUCACGACUAUUCAAGGGGCAAUCGCGUCCCACAUGCAAGGCCGGGCUCUUGCAGAACCCAACGUCACUUGGAAGCAGUUUUGUACUUACGCGGACGAGUUCCGCCUCACCCAUCCCCAUGCUUGGGUCAUCAUAAAUCGCGGACCGACGGCUAACCAGCCUAUCCGCAAACCCAACGCUCAACGUCCAUCAAGCGCCUCCGGAGCUUCCUCAUCCUCCGGUUCCACCGAUCGCCGAAUGCAUUUCUGCAUCCAUCACGACAGAAUGGCAGCCCACACUUCGGAAGAGUGCUCGAUUCACACGGGACAGCCCCCGCCUGCCCACUUCUGCGAGAAACACCAAAAAUCACGUGGCCGCCAAUUGCACGGCGCCGGGAAACGGGACUCGCGGGCAGUGACGGCAGUUCUCUGUACCGUGCCAACCCCACAAGCCGCCCAGGACCGCAUAACCCUUCUCAUCUCCAUCAAGGACCAGAAAUGCACCGCCCUCAUCGACACGGGCGCUUCCAAGUCAUUCAUCGCGGCAGAGGUCGCCCAAUCGCUCCAGCUCCCUACGAACCCCGUAGCAGCAUCAAUCGCAGUGGCCGUCACCAACAUCUCGCUGCUGCUCAACCAAUCGGUAAGAGAACAUCUCUACAGGGAACGCUCACCCAGUCUCAGCUCCGGACCCACCGCCAGUCCCGCAACCGACUCAGCUCCCUCCGCCACCCAAGAAAUGGACCUCGACUGCGACGACGACAGCCUCCUCGCCGCCGAAGACGCUCUGUACCUCGAAGAAUCGGGCGGCCUCACCGCCAUCGACCUUUUCGACGAAGAAGCCCUCCUUGCCGACCCGCCCGGAGCAGAAGAAGACGUCACCUCUACUUAA
This is a messenger RNA of Notodromas monacha, 2328 nucleotides long. The record is from the annotation of a GenBank genome assembly. NCBI's taxonomy places the organism in Eukaryota, Metazoa, Arthropoda, Ostracoda, Podocopida, Cyprididae.